Racocetra persica is the source of this 489-nucleotide messenger RNA. NCBI's taxonomy places the organism in Eukaryota, Fungi, Glomeromycota, Glomeromycetes, Diversisporales, Gigasporaceae. The record is from the annotation of a GenBank genome assembly.
AUGGAAACCAAUAUGAAUAAACAAACAAUUUUAAUUGUGGGGGCUGGUAUAGGUGGACUUUGUGUUUAUCAGUCAAUUCGAAAGCACCUUGGUCAGAAAUUUAAUGUAAAGAUAUUCGAUCGUGAGACUGGUCCUCGAGACCGAUGGCAAGGAUACAACAUUUACAUUAAUAGAAAAGGUGUUACUUCUUUAUUCUAUUGCAGUCCGCCUGAAGUUCAAGCUCGCUUUCAUGAAGCCAUGCCUGAUCCAGCUCCUGAAGAACAUCAUACUAUAUCAAUUAUUGAUCAUGUUGGAAGACAAUUAAUUUGUAUACAACAACAAAAAUAUGAGAGUAUUUAUGAAUUAAAGUCUCUUAAACAUGAUUUUGCUGGUAUAAUUACAUAUCGUAACAAAUUACGCGAUGUUUUAUUGGAAGGUGUUGAUAUCCAAUGGGGCAAAAAAUGUGUUGGAUAUGAAGAAAGUGAUGAUGGUGUUUGGGGCUCUGUUUGA